AUGUCUUUUGAAGAAACUCUAGAAAGGAUGAGUACAAUUAAAGAUAAUAUUACAAAGGACUCUGAACUUGAAAGACUUCAACGGCGUGAAUCAUUUAUACAAAAAUAUCACUACUAUGUGGGCGAGAAUAAAUCUCUUAGGGAAGCAAAUGCUCACAUGCAAACGAAAAUAUCCGAAUAUUUUAGGAGAAAAAAGGCAGAAAAUGCUGAAUUGGCCUCGAAUACUUCAGGAAGUAUGAAUGAUCAAUCUGUUGAUUUUGAACAACGCUAUAAUAGAUACAUUACGCAUUUGAUUGAAUUAAGAAAAGAGUAUCAAGCGCUUCAAAUCUCUUAUAAGGAUCAAAUUAAUGAACUUAAACAAUUUUGUAACUUAAGGCAAACUGAAGUUGAUGCUAUUCAGAAUGAAUUUGCCGCGUUCAAAUACAAUAUAGCCAAAAAGUCUUUAAAUAGUCGAACAGGUCGACCACUUAAUCUAAGAGACAUUGAAAAUCUACAAGCAAGUGAACAGAGAAAAGAAGCAGCAGUGGUUGAAGUUCGUCUGGAAAAUAUAAAACUUCAAAAUGAGGUUAACAAAUUUGAAUCGAUUCUUAAGUCUAAGGAAGAAUUAGCCGAGGGCCUGCAUUUAAUUGAUUUUGAACAACUUAAAAUAGAAAACCAGACAUACAACGAAAAAAUAGAGGAAAGGAAUGAAGAAUUAGGAAAACUGAAAAAGAAAAUUGCCACCACUGUUCAAAUUAUGACGCAUGUUAAAGAGAAACUACAGUCAAUACAAUAUGAAUUAGUAGAACAUCGAGAUUAUCUUAAUGCCGUAGAUAAAGAGCUUACCCAACACCGUGACAAAAAUACGCGGCUCAAGCAGACUAGAGAUAAGUUACGCUCUGGCAACUCUCGUCUCAAAAGAUCAUGCGGUCUUCUAGGAAGGAAUGAUUUACUACUUAACUAUGAGACGUGUGUAGAUGCUAUAGAUAAUAAAAAGAAAGAAUUAGAAAUGGUCCGUCAGCGAACCUUGAACUGCUUGGCCAAAACAAGAAGCAUUCAAGUGAAAAUGAAUAAAAACUAA
Messenger RNA from Protopolystoma xenopodis, 1059 nucleotides. Lineage: Eukaryota; Metazoa; Platyhelminthes; Monogenea; Polystomatidea; Polystomatidae. The record is from the annotation of a GenBank genome assembly.